This is a messenger RNA of Argiope bruennichi, 554 nucleotides long. RefSeq names its product toxin-like protein 14. The transcript is spliced from 3 exons. The record is from RefSeq and is a predicted model, not a curated record. NCBI's taxonomy places the organism in Eukaryota, Metazoa, Arthropoda, Arachnida, Araneae, Araneidae. Bases 76 to 387 code for a protein of 103 amino acids.
UUCUUCCCAACGGAGGACGUUGAAGAGCAAUCGCGUUCCAUUUCAACUUUUAUCAGUCGGCGAUUAGACUCAAUUAUGUUCGCUCUGCUGUCUCCGCUGCUCCUGUUGGCGAUUGUUGCACCACGCCUAGAUGCCUACACGUUUUCGGAAUAUCUCAACACCGAUAAUGGGUAUUGCGAAGGCGACACCUAUGGCCCUAUUCCCGUCGGCGAGGAAGGCUUCGACGACACGAGGUGCGAGCGAAUAGAGUGCAGUCAAGGAUUACGUCAUGUGGCCGGGUGCGGAAAAGUAUUGAAACCGGACAACCCCCACUGUCGGAUUGUCCAAGGUGAGGGACACUACCCCAACUGCUGUCCCGACAUUAAAUGUCACGCAAAGAUCGUGUAAGGGGCCUUGAAGAUUCUGUUAAUCAUUCUUUCGAUUUUAAUGAAGUUAAAAUUCGCCAUUCACCGAAAUAUGUCAUACAUAGCAUUCAACAUCUUGUAAUGUGCCCAAUUUAUGUUUAAAAACCAAUUUCGUGUUAACACUUUACAGGCAUUAAACAUCGUAUUCAA